AUGGAUGUGAGUUAUAGAAGCGGUAUAGAACAACAUCAGUUGAGACCAGUUACAAGAGAAGCAUUAAGAAUCUAUCAAGAGAAUGGAGAAGAUGCUAAAAAUGGUAAAUCGAAUCCAUCAAAGGCAUUGAACAUAACCCAUGGCACUUCUUCUGAUGUAUUUGACAAGAUUUCUCCUCAUUACGACUGA
Messenger RNA from Arabis nemorensis, 189 nucleotides. The record is from the annotation of a GenBank genome assembly. Lineage: Eukaryota; Viridiplantae; Streptophyta; Magnoliopsida; Brassicales; Brassicaceae.